ACGAAAAAUUUAUUCGGAAAAUAAAUAAACCAAGAACCACUCAGCCGAGUCUUUCUGCGGCCCAUUUUCAGAGGGAGACCCGACUGGCCGAUUCAUGCUCUCACUGAACAACCGUCUCUAUAAAAUGAGUAAGAGGCCCAAAAGCGCACCACUUCCGCCGUCAACGCCACCCAACCCACAAACCCUACACCCUUUAAAAUCUCCAAAAUGGGCCCCACUCAAUCUCAGCCAGUCGGAGCUCUCCUUACCUCUGACAUUCCCCACCGGCCAAACCUUCCGUUGGAAACAAACAGCUCCUCUGCAGUAUACGGGGACUCUCGGGCCCCACCUCAUCUCCCUCAAACACCACGAAGACGCCGAUGUUUAUUAUUACAUCCACCACUCCCCAUCCGAGCCCGCCGCCAAAUCGGCUCUCCUCGAUUUUCUCAACGCGCGUAUUUCACUUGCCGAGCUCUGGGGGACCUUUUCGUCAUCCGAUUCUCGUUUUGCUGAGCUGGCGAAGUACUUGGCAGGUGCCCGGGUUUUGAGGCAGGACCCGGUUGAGUGUUUGGUUCAGUUUCUAUGUUCGUCUAAUAAUAAUAUUGGGAGGAUUACGAAAAUGGUAGACUUUAUGUCGGGUUUGGGGACGUAUUUGGGUGAAGUUGAGGGCUUUGAGUUCCAUGAGUUUCCAUCUUUGGAAAAAUUAGCCAUGGUUACCGAGGAUGAGCUCAGAAAGGCUGGUUUUGGUUACAGGGCCAAAUACAUCACUGGUACGGUAGAUGCUUUGCAAUCAAAACCAGGGGGAGGUGCAGAGUGGCUUAUGUCUCUUCGUAAAUUGAAACUUGAAGAGGCAAUUGAUGCUCUCUGCACUUUGCCUGGAGUUGGUCCCAAGGUGGCAGCAUGCAUAGCUCUCUUCUCUCUUGAUCAACAUCAUGCCAUUCCUGUUGAUACUCACGUCUGGCAGAUUGCUGCAAGAGACCUUCUUCCUGAGCUUGUGGGUGCCCGCCCAACACCUAAGCUAUGUUGCCGUGUGGCAGAGGCAUUUGUUAGCAAAUAUGGGAAAUAUGCAGGGUGGGCUCAGACACUACUUUUCAUUGCUGAACUACCUUCACAAAAAGCCAUCCUACCAUCAAAUUUUUGUACAAUCAAAGAGAAAAAAUCUGCUAAGAGAAAGGGUAGAGAACCAUGUGAUGGUAGCUAAACCUAUAAUUAACAUUAUUGAAACCAUAUUUCUGGAAACCCAGUGUUCGAGUUUAAUUCCCAUCCAAGAUUCUUAGUUGUUACGGUUCUUCAAGAUUAGUGGGAUUUGCACGGAUGAUUGCUGGGGCUGUACCAAACUGCAUGGUUCUUCUGUGUUGCUCUGAAGAUGUGCACAAGCCUUCUAGGUAUCUUUGGCUUGCUUCAUGUAUGCUGUACUAUUUCUUCAACAUAUCACUUUUCGUAUUAUUUUCUGUGUCUACAACUACGUAGGCUCGAUUAUUUUAAUCUAGAACAUAGAUUGCUUUAAGAGUACACACUGUCAUUUUUUUCCCUAUAAAAUUGAAUGUAAUUUUAUUUCCACAAAAUUGUAACUGGCCUUUUUCUCCAUUUGGUAAUAGAAAUCAUAUUGUUGCCAGAGAUAGGGAUGCACAUUUGGUGAUGUACUUUCCUACUUUUUGUAUCAUAGUCAAUGACAGUUUGCUUUACUCAUUUUAUUAAAUUACUUAAAUUUACCAGAUUCAUAUUUCAAAA
This is a messenger RNA of Mangifera indica (mango), 1710 nucleotides long. RefSeq names its product N-glycosylase/DNA lyase OGG1. Gene Ontology annotation, molecular function: 8-oxo-7,8-dihydroguanine DNA N-glycosylase activity; damaged DNA binding. Lineage: Eukaryota; Viridiplantae; Streptophyta; Magnoliopsida; Sapindales; Anacardiaceae. The record is from RefSeq and is a predicted model, not a curated record. The coding region runs from base 95 to 1180 and encodes 361 amino acids. The transcript is spliced from 3 exons. Gene Ontology annotation, biological process: base-excision repair; nucleotide-excision repair; base-excision repair, AP site formation. Gene Ontology annotation, cellular component: nucleus.